This is a messenger RNA of Sphaerulina musiva SO2202, 396 nucleotides long. RefSeq lists its product as uncharacterized. Bases 1 to 396 code for a protein of 131 amino acids. NCBI's taxonomy places the organism in Eukaryota, Fungi, Ascomycota, Dothideomycetes, Mycosphaerellales, Mycosphaerellaceae. The record is from RefSeq and is a predicted model, not a curated record. The transcript has 2 exons.
AUGUUCCUCUCACCGAACUUCGAACGUCCCAAAGCCAGCCUUCUGGGAGCGGGAGGCUUCUCGCUUGCUGCUGCUGCUGCUGCUGCUACUGCUGCUACUACUGCUGCUGCUGUUACUGCUACUACUGCUGCUGCUGUUACUGCUACUGCUGCUCCUGCUCCUGCUCCUGCUGCUACUACGCACGCUACGGUCGGAUCUCGGAGGUCUGGUCGUAGUGUCGGACAUAAACAUGAAAGCGUGUUCGCAAGCGGCAAAGCUGUGUGCCCUACGUCGAAUGACCCUGCUGGUCUGCUGCACUACAUGGCCGCAACCAAUAUUAUGGUGGGCCAACCGGUUCUCAUGGGUACGCACGCAUUUUCGAGCACGCGUCCACACUAUUGUCCCAAUCUGACGUGA